AUGGAUCACUGGUGGGGUCAUCGGCGAAUCCGAGUUUCGCCCUAUGGGCAUGUGGAACUCGUGGGUAGUUUGAAAGGCGGGAAGGAGAAUUUCAAUAUUGAGCAAAAAAUUAAAAAGAAUGUUUUGAACGGAAAUCUCAUUAAAGAGACCCACCGGUUCAACCUAAAACUAGUACUCCUCAAGUUUAGAAGACCGUAUCUGCAGAUUGCUGGUCAUAUAACUUUCCAAGCCUGGGCUGAGCAUUUGCGAGCGGCGGUUUUUUGGGGCCCAGAUGCAAUGGGCUGUGCUCGUGUGUCCAAUUAUAAGGCGUUACUGGGACAAAAGAUCCAAGGAAAAUCCUCCAACUCCUGCGCAGGACGAGAUGAAGAUCCAUGGUAA
This is a messenger RNA of Paracoccidioides lutzii Pb01, 378 nucleotides long. RefSeq lists its product as hypothetical. The transcript has 2 exons. Bases 1 to 378 code for a protein of 125 amino acids. The record is from RefSeq and is a predicted model, not a curated record.